This is a messenger RNA of Chironomus riparius, 582 nucleotides long. The record is from the annotation of a GenBank genome assembly. Lineage: Eukaryota; Metazoa; Arthropoda; Insecta; Diptera; Chironomidae.
AUGGUGAUACUUUUACAGUUUUUGACAUUUAGCUAUUUGGUGUGUUCUAGUUUUGCACAAAUAUCAAUUCAGGGUGGUUGUCCAUCUUUUGAUUGCUGUAAAGAAGAAUUUACACCUUUGCCAGUCGAAGAUAUGACUGGAAUUUGGUACCUUUAUGGUGGAGUUCCUUUCUUUUUUGAUGUAAAUACAAAAUGUACUAAAGUUAAUGUCUCGUCUUUAUCAUCGAACUAUUUCUAUAUGCUCACAACUCAAAUCGAGACCAGUUCAGGAGAAAUCAGAAUAACAGAUGGAUUUGGCAACUUUACUAUUAAUGGAGAAGUCACAACAUUAGUUUCAGAUCUCAGGGUUCCAAUACCUUAUGUCAUCAUCAAAGAUACUCCUGAAUAUAUUAUAAUGUUUGCUUGUUUAGAAUGUGGAUUCUUUUCAACCGAAGGUGCUGGAUUGUACAUCUAUUUAUAUACAAAAGAAGAGCUUCCUCCGUUGACAUUAGUCAAUGAAAUAAACGAAAAGCUAGAACAAUGCGGUGUUCCAUUGGAUAUUAUACAAAGACAAGAUCAAAUCACUUGUGCACUAUCAGUUUAA